Psylliodes chrysocephalus is the source of this 1751-nucleotide messenger RNA. The record is from the annotation of a GenBank genome assembly. Lineage: Eukaryota; Metazoa; Arthropoda; Insecta; Coleoptera; Chrysomelidae.
AAGAAAUAACAAGUCAAGAAAAAAAUAUUCAUCAAAGCCACCCAAUAAAAUUCUCAAACUUCAAACAACCCUCAAAAUUUACAGUGAAACAUCAUCAUACAAAAAUUAAAAAAAAAGCUUAAUUUAAAGAUAAUCAGCAAAAAAACUCAUUAAAAAUGGAUUUAGUUAAAAUAGGUUGUAAGCCUGAAGAAUAUGUCCAAUACAAAGAACCCGAAGAUUAUGUCAAAAUGGAGUUAAACACGUUCCCAUUACACUACCCGCCUCCUCAACCACCGGGUUUCGGAAUACCAGAAAAAUGGCUGAAGAUAAUGGCGAAAUAUAAGUUCAGCUGGAGAAUUAUAGAAUUAGCUAAAGCCAUGAAGCGUAAAUCCAGGAAGAAGUUUGGUUGGAUUCCUCCUCCCCCACCCGAAGAAAAAAGAAAAAGGAGAAUAAAAGCGGAUCCUGAGAUUCAAUUUUAUACUGAUCAAAUGUCCAGGCCAGCGAUACGACGGCUAGAACAUAAUAAGAAGAUGUUUGCGCGCGUAUUGGAUUCAAAACAUCGAGGAAAAUUAAGAAGAACCAUUCAUUCGGCUUGGGACUCGAUUUACAAUUAUUACAAAAAGAAAGAACGGGACAGAUAUUUAAGAAUGUUGAGGAUACAAAAAAGACAAAAGAAAGAUGAUUAUGUAUUUAACAGAACGGACAAUUUGGCAAUGCCGAAAAAAUUGUAUAAACCAAAGCCAAAAAAGCCAAAAAAGAAGAAGAAAAAUUUUAAAGAAUGCCCUGAAUGUAGAACUCGCAUGAACUUGAUGUCGAUGCCUAAAGAGAGAGAAGAGCCUCGUGUCAAUAGACUGGGGGUUGUGAAAAAAGCCGCUUUAAGAUACCAGAUAACAAAAGAAACACUAGCUUUAACGAAACCAUUCAAAAGAUUUAAGGAGUUUCUACCUCCUUUACCAUUGGGGAAAGUGAAAAAGGGGGCGUUGCUCUACCAGAUUACUGAACGAACUGAAUCACUAGCUGUUCCUAGAAAACGUUCAGAUGGCGCAGGAGCUGACGAUGACGACUGGAACCCUUUCGCUAUAUCAAAAUGGGCUCUUAGAUAUAGACCAACCAAAAGAAUUCUCGAACUCGCCAGGCCAAGAGUACUGGAAAAAUAGAAUUCUGGUAAUCGAAGAUUAUAUCAUUGGUCGUUAACAAAGCAGAAGGACCAAAUACUCGUAAUUUGAUGGUUAACUAAAAUAGAUUAUAGGUUUGUUUCAACACGCGCGAAAACCGUAAUAUUACCGUACAAAUCGUGCGCUCUACCCAAAAAUUGUAUACAGCGCAUGAUUUGUACGGUAAUUACGGUUUUCGUUCGUGUUGGAACAGACCUAAUAUAGUCAUUGUUACUGCAAUAGGUGGUGUGUCAAAAAAAAAAAGAAUUUUCCAAGAGAUACAAAAAUAGUAAUCACUUAUAGGUUAUUCCUGUUUAUUAACAACAUAAGAGAUAAGUAUAAGCUAAGACGCCCAAUAAAUCUUAAGCAAAAAUUGUAUUUUUUUGACAUACGACCUAUUGCAGUAACACCAGUUGGUUAUUGUAUAAUUCAAUGAAACUGUGGAAAGAAGGUGGGUCACAAAAUAUAAAAUAUCUCACGUUUAAUAUAAAAAAUGAAUUGUAACGAAGUACUUAUGUAGAUAGAAAUACUGUAACAACCGUUAUAUGAUAGUCUAAGGGUUUUGUAAUGUAAAUGUAAGGUAACAAAGUAACAAUAAAGUAACUGCAAUUAUAUUUA